Molecule: messenger RNA, 3150 nt
Organism: Papaver somniferum (opium poppy)
Lineage: Eukaryota; Viridiplantae; Streptophyta; Magnoliopsida; Ranunculales; Papaveraceae
Product: endonuclease MutS2
Exons: 21
Coding region: 150-2735 (861 amino acids)
Biological process (GO): mismatch repair; negative regulation of DNA recombination
Molecular function (GO): ATP hydrolysis activity; ATP binding; ATP-dependent DNA damage sensor activity
Source: RefSeq, a predicted model, not a curated record
GGCUGCCAGCUCAGUGUGGGCGUGCAAAAGAAAAGCUUAUCAUCCCCAAGUCCCUAUCCUCUUUUACCCCCGCUCAUCUGCAAAUCGCGCCAUUAAUUCCCCCGAAAGGAGAAGUCGCGCCAUUUCAUUUCCUUGUCAGUUUAGGGAUAAUGAAUGGUAUGACAAUAUACAGUCAAUCACAGAUGAUACUUUCACCACCGCUCUAUCUCAGCUCCACCAUUCGCAGUAAUCGAUCUGUUUCUCUUCGAUUCAAAUUUGGAGUUCAAUCAUUCCUAAAACCUCUUCAGUCAGAUUCAAAAGAAAUUUAUAAUCAUCACAGAUCAUCUGUUAUUGAAAACAGUUUAAGGGUUUUGGAGUGGGAUAAGGUUUGUGAUUGUGUUGCUUCUUUUGCGGGUACUUCUUUAGGUCGUGAAGCAACUAAGGAACAAUUGUGGUCAUUAAGCCAGAGUUAUGAAGAGAGUUUGAAUCUUUUAGCUGAAACUACUGCUGCUAUUGAAAUGCUUAAGUAUCGUCUUGGUGGUCUGGAUUUUACAGGCAUCAACGUUGCUAAGGUGAAAUCUGCUCUUCGGCAUGCUAUGAGGAAUAUGCCAAUGCAGGGCAAGGAAGCACUUGCUGUUGCUUCCCUUCUACAGUUUACAGAGAUAUUGCAGCUAAAUUUGAAAGUUGCAGUCAAGGAAGAUUCAGAAUGGUACAACCGCUUCCUGCCUCUGACAGAAAUGAUAACGGGUAUGGCUAUUAAUCAAUCAUUGGUUAAGUCAAUAGUACAAGUCAUAGAUGAAGGUGGUUCUGUCAAAGACUCUGCGAGUAUAACCCUCAAGAAAUCCCGUGAUAAAGUACGGACAUUAGAGAGGAAGCUGAAUCAACUCAUGGACAGCUUAGUUAGGAAUGAACUGAAGGGGACUUCUUCUUUGGAAGUGAGUCAUAUAAAUGGAAGAUGGUGUGUGAAAUCAGAAGCUGACCAACCUAUAAACGUCAUGGGGAUAUUGCUUUCUGGUGGUUCAGGUGUUGGAAGCUUGGUGGAGCCAUUCUCUGCCAUUCCAUUAAAUGAUGAGUUGCAACAAGCUAGACUUUUAGUUGCCAAGGCAGAGGAAGAAGUCCUUAUGAAGUUAACGGAGAAGAUUGAGAAAAACCUGGAUGAUAUUCAUAAUUCCUUGAAUACUGUAAUUCAACUUGAUAUGGUAGUUGCUCGUGCAAAAUAUAGUCUUUCUUUUGGAGGAGCAUUACCUGAUCUAAUUUUCAUGGAAGAAAAGAGUGGGUGUUCCACUGUUGAUCUCCAUCCUACAGGAGACAAAACUGUCAAGGAUACCUUGUCGUCCGACUCCACUCAGAGGCAAUGGACACUAUAUCUGCCAAAUGCUUAUCAUCCUCUUUUACUUCACCAGCAUCGACAGAAUUUGGAGAAAGCCAAAAAAAAUGUCAAAGAUGCAAAAGAAAAGAUAGGCAUGUUCAAGUUUAGUUCUUGUACCUUGGUUUACGGGGAAACCAGAAGGAGAAACCAAGAGGAAUAUAUGUCACUUGCAGAAAAUUUAACUGAACACCUUCCCUCUUUAGAAAUGCAGGUUAUUAAACUGGAAGAAUCUCCUCCUGUUCCUGUCGAUUUUUUUGUUGGAAGGAGAACUAGAGUCUUGGUUAUAACUGGCCCUAAUACGGGUGGUAAAACGAUUGGCUUAAAGACAGUUGGUCUAGCUGCAAUGAUGGCAAAAUCAGGCCUGUAUGUAUUAUCUUCUGAAUCCGCUCGAAUACCCUGGUUUGAUGCUGUUUUUGCUGAUAUUGGUGAUGAACAGUCAUUGUCCCAAUCUUUAUCUACAUUUUCUGGUCAUUUGAAACGAAUUAGUGGAAUCCAAGCAGAGGCUACGCAUAUGUCACUAGUGCUUCUAGAUGAAGUUGGUGCUGGAACUAAUCCAUUAGAAGGAGCAGCACUUGGGAUGUCAGUUUUAGAAUCUUUUGCUGAAGCUGGAGCAUUUUUAACAAUAGCAACGACCCACCAUGGCGAACUAAAAACCCUCAAAUAUAGUAAUGAUGCAUUUGAGAAUGCAUGUAUGGAGUUCGAUGAAGUCAAGCUGAAGCCUACUUAUAAGAUACUCUGGGGGAUACCAGGACGGUCCAAUGCAAUUAAUAUUGCUCAAAGAUUAGGGCUACCCAACAUUAUUAUUGAUGAUGCCCGUGAACUUUAUGGAACAGCUAGUGCGGAGAUUGAUAGGGUAAUUUAUGAUAUGGAACAGUUCAAGCAAGAAUUUCGAGACCAUACUCACGAGGCACAACAUCAUAUACGCCUCUCAAAAGUGCUUCAUGAGAAUCUGUUAGCCGCCAAGCAAAGGAUCACCGAACAUGAGACAGUGCAGAAAUACAAGAAAAUGAGAGAAGUCUAUGAGGCUGCAGCAGUAGCACGUUCUCUAAUUCAUAAGAAAUUACGAGAAUUUCGAGCAUCAGUCACCAAACAUCCUCAGGGUACUCCAGCAACUAAGAGUCAGAGUGUUGCAGCAGAAAACAAGCAACAACAUCUAGCAGAUAGCAUGAAUCGAUCCCAUUCCAACAUUAGUGCUGAUUCCAGUAAAAGCAUCAAAGAUUUACAAGCAGAAAAAAGGAUUCAGUUCCCCAAGGUUGGUGACUGGGUACAUGUACAUUCACUCGGUAAGAAAGCGAUCGUGUUAAAAGUAGAGACAUCUAAACAAUUGAUUACUAUCCAAGCCAACAACCUGAAAUUGAAGUUGAAACUAAGUGAUAUACAAGCCUGAGAGGUAAUAUUAUGACAACCUGAACUCCAUGUACUAAAUCCCAAACUUCAUAUUCAGCUAGGUAGAAGUUCUUGAAACCCAUUCUGUAUGAGGACAUUGAAGUCCGAGAAAACAACGUGUGGUCAAAGAAAUGAGGAAGCUAUCCAUAUAUAUAUCAUCGUCUUAUAUAAUUUAGUAUAUUUUUGUUUGUAGAAUUAAACUUGCACCUGUUUCUCUAUGAGGGAGUAACCAGAAAUCAUCUGAAAGAACUUUGAAGAAGAUCACUCAGAUUGGUGGAACUGUAAAUAUUUUUCUCUCCAUUUAAGGCAUUAAUACUGGUCUUUUUUAUCUUACAUGCAUGCCAAUUGUACCUCAAAUGUUCGAACUAAAUAACAUAUAUGAAUAAAGGUCAAGAAACCGAGGGUAUUACUCCUUA